AUGUCAUCCAAGGGCGUACCAGAACCGGCCAUGUCCAGCCGUGCCGUCCUUGUCGACUUAUUUUCCCGCAGCAUCUCGGCGUUCCAGUCAUCCAAAGAUGCGUUCCGCGUAGUCUGCACCCUGCCCCGACGGACAGCGGGCCACGACGACGCGUCGCCGCGGCCACCGAGGGAGGGACGGCCGCCGCGGCGGGUGAGGAGUCUCGUCGUGCUGGAUUCGUCGUUCAACCCGCCCACGCUGGCGCACAUGCGCAUGGCCGUCUCGGCGAUCCGCGACUUGCAGCGGGGGCGGGGGGAGGAGGCGGCCCAGGAGAGGACGUCGGGCGUGAGGCUGCUUCUGCUUCUCGCCGUGAACAAUGCCGACAAGGAGCCCAAGCCCGCGGCGUUCCACGUGCGGCUGGGGAUGAUGCGCGCCUUUGCCGAGGACUUGCUUGACGAGCUGAGGGGUUCGUCGUCUCAGGGCGAAGGGGAGGAGAAGCCGGGGCAGCCGGCAGGAGGGAAAGAGGAGGAGGAGGAGGAGGAGGAGGAGGAGGAGGAGGAGGAGGCGGCGGGUAUCGACGUUGACCUGGGGCUGACGACGAUGCCGUACUUCCACGACAAGAGCCAGGCCAUCUCAGAUAACGGGUUCUACGCCGUGGAGGGGGAGGGUCCGCAGCAGGUCUACCUCGCGGGGUACGACACGCUGAUCCGCAUCUUCAAUCCGAAGUAUUACAAUGCCGCGAGUCCGUCGGCGACCGAUGACGGGGAGGGGUCGGGGGCUGUGGCUGUGUCGCCUAUCCGACAAGCACUUGACCCGUUCCUUGAGCGGUCCAGGUUGCGGAUCACGAUGCGUACGGACGAUGAAUGGGGCGACGAGAGGGCGCAGGUCGCUUACCUCGAGGGGCUGAGGAACGGCGGUCUGGAAGAGGUCGGCGGGUGCGGUGCGUGGGCUGAGAGGGUCGAGAUGGUCAGGGGCGUCGGGGAGGUCGUUAGCAGUACGAGGGUGCGGGAGGCUGCGAGGAGCGGCGACGAGGAUGCGUUGGGACGGCUGGUUGGGAGGAGGGUGAAGGAGUGGGUGACGGGGGAAGAGCUGUAUCGAUAA
Messenger RNA from Colletotrichum destructivum, 1080 nucleotides. Its product is annotated as Putative rossmann-like alpha/beta/alpha sandwich protein. Gene Ontology annotation, cellular component: cytoplasm; nucleus. The transcript has a single exon. The coding region runs from base 1 to 1080 and encodes 359 amino acids. The record is from RefSeq and is a predicted model, not a curated record. NCBI's taxonomy places the organism in Eukaryota, Fungi, Ascomycota, Sordariomycetes, Glomerellales, Glomerellaceae. Gene Ontology annotation, molecular function: nicotinamide-nucleotide adenylyltransferase activity; ATP hydrolysis activity.